Molecule: messenger RNA, 837 nt
Organism: Rubroshorea leprosula
Lineage: Eukaryota; Viridiplantae; Streptophyta; Magnoliopsida; Malvales; Dipterocarpaceae
Source: the annotation of a GenBank genome assembly
AAAGCAUGACCAAGAUGGCAUCAUUGGUGAUCAGUCACAUGAAGAACUAAACAAGGCAACAAAAUCAAAUUUUGAGGGGAACUCUGAAGUGAAGCAAAGCCAUGAGCUUGUAUGAAUUGGGGCCAGAGUCUGAGCCACUUAGCCUUACAGGAGUGUACUUCAAUAGCUCUGCUUUGUCAAUAUGUAUCCUUGGUAUCCUGGAAUCUGCAGUCCCCAUUAAUGACACACUAACCAUGACGUUGCUCCAGGAUGCUUUACUUCCCAUUAACACUCGCUUCUCCUCCGUUAAGGUACGUAGCUCAAAUGGAGCAAUGAGGUGGAAGAAGGUCGAUGUAAAGCUGAAAGACCAUGUAAAAAUCCCUGUUUACCCGGCCGGAUUGUCACUGCAAUCUUACGAUAACUAUCUCACCGACUAUCUAUCAAUAUUAGCAAUGGAGCAGCUUCCACAGAACCGACCUUUGUGGGAAAUUCAUAUCAUCAAGUAUCCUACCACGCAUGCAGCUGGUAAUCUUGUGUUCGAGCUUCACCAUGCCCUUGGGGAUGGCUUCUCUCUCAUGGGUGCUCUUCUUUCUUGCUUACAAAGAGCAGAUGAUCCUUCUCGUCCAUUGAUCUUUUCCUUCACUGGGGGCAGUGGCCUCUUCUGGGCCUAAAAUGAACAUCAUUAAUUCUGCUUUCAACACCUUAUCAGAUUUUGGAUGGAGCCUCCUGAAGAGCUGUUGGGUCGAAGAUGAUAGUUCAGGGAUAUGAUCUGGCAAUGCUGCUGUGGAGUUUAAGCCCAUCAUCAAAUCUACUAUCACAUUCUCGCUCGAUCAGAUCAAACAAAUUAAGACCAUGCUU